UUCAAGCCUCUGCGCUGCAUUCUGCAUCCGUUAUCCAUUCACUGAUCAUGUCCAAGCGCCAGGCCGAUCAAGACGAUUUGCGUGAUCAAUCAAAGUCCACUGCUUUGAACGACGGUCACAACCGUCAGUAUGCUGGUGAAGUCAGCCAAAUGGGGGAAUUCGAAGAUGCUUGGGAAGACGAAUUCGAGGAAGAAGAACAAGUCGAAGAAGAUGAAGAACAAGCUAUGGACGAAAGUGGCGAAGACGCCGAAAUGAAAGACGGCAUGGAUGUCGAUGAGAAGGAAGAGGAACUGAAGUUGUAUCUUCCCGGCCAACCUUUGGAAGAAGGCGAAGUGCUUGAAGCUGAUCAGUCGGUCUACGUUAUGCUUCAUUCUUUGGAUGUGCGUCUUCCUUUCCUCAGUUUCGAUAUCUUGGAGGAUAAAUUGGGCGACGAACGUAAAAAUUUCCCUGCCACUUCAUACAUCGCCGCAGGUACUUCGAUGCCCGGUGUUCGCGAUAACGAGGUCUUGGUGAUGAAGAUGUCCAACCUUCACAAAACCCAACAAGAUGAUUCCGAUGAUGAGGAUGAUCCUGAUGCUUUGGAUGAGGAUCCCGUGCUGGAAUACAAAUCGAUUCCUCACAAUGGUUGUGUGAACCGAUUACGAGUGAUGCCUCAGCAAAAUGAAAAGCAAAUUGCUGCCACAUGGUCAGAAACCGGUAAAGUACAUGUGUGGGACCUGUCACCUUAUGUGACCAGUCUUGAUACACCGGGCUACAUGCUUCCCAAGUCGCAAAAACCCUACACUACCAUUCACAACCACGGCCGAAACGAAGGUUAUGCGCUAGAUUGGUCGAUUAUGGAUACCGGACGUCUUUUGUCUGGCGAUAACGCGGGUCACAUUUAUCACACGACAUUAACGCCUACAGGAAGCAACACGGACAGUGUCGCUUUCCGGGAUCACAAGUCAUCUGUGGAAGAUUUGCAAUGGUCACCUACCGAAAGAAACGUAUUUGCUUCCUGUUCGUCCGAUCAAACCGUCAAAAUUUGGGAUACACGCAACAAAAAGAAAUCCGCCAUCAGCGUGCACGCCAGUCGCUCCGAUGUGAAUGUCAUUACCUGGAAUAAGAAAGCUAGCUAUUUAUUAGCAAGUGGUCAUGACGACGGUAUUUUCAGUGUCUGGGAUCUUCGUACGUUCCAAAGUGCUUCGCCGACACCUGUUGCGACAUUUAAGUGGCAUAAUGGUCCAAUUACAUCCAUUGAAUGGCAUCCUACGGAAGAAUCCGUUCUGGCGGUAUCGGGAGCCGAUAAUCAGAUCACUUUGUGGGAUUUAUCUGUGGAACCCGAUGCAGAAGAAGAAGGCAGAAUCACCAGCGGGGGUAUUGAAGUGCCUCCUCAGUUACUAUUUGUGCAUCAAGGUCAAGAAGAUCCUAAAGAAUGUCACUGGCACAAGCAAAUUCCAGGCUGCGUUAUCAGCACGGCAAGUAAUGGUUUGAACAUCUGGAAAACCAUCAGUAUAUAGAGUUAUUCCCAUCCCGUAUUUAGAUCAAUCAGGAUGAUAUUUUGUUUGUUUGUUUUCUAAUGUUUCCAAAGAAAAAAUAAAUCAAAAAAGAACAAAGGAGAAGGGAAAGGCUAACGACCGACCGAGCU
Molecule: messenger RNA, 1627 nt
Organism: Radiomyces spectabilis
Lineage: Eukaryota; Fungi; Mucoromycota; Mucoromycetes; Mucorales; Radiomycetaceae
Product: WD40-repeat-containing domain protein
Exons: 6
Coding region: 48-1499 (483 amino acids)
Molecular function (GO): protein binding
Source: RefSeq, a predicted model, not a curated record